Messenger RNA from Meleagris gallopavo (turkey), 2333 nucleotides. The record is from RefSeq and is a predicted model, not a curated record. NCBI's taxonomy places the organism in Eukaryota, Metazoa, Chordata, Aves, Galliformes, Phasianidae.
UCCCGGGAUCUGCCCCUUAUGGGCGGGCAUGGAACGCUUCGGACCCGGAGUCCCUCCCCGCUGCGGGGCGUUGGUUCCGCGUCACGGCAGAGCUCCGUUCCGCGCUGCAGAGGCGCUCCGUGUGCUGUCGUUGGCAGCAGCUGGUGGACCUGAACAAUAAGAGAUUGACCAAAAUCCCGAGUGAUGAGGACAAUGCCCCACACAUAUGUGCUUUUCCUGCUUGAGAGUUAAUAAAAAGUCCAACUGAAUGUUAGCUCAUGGAGGAAGUAUUUUUCCAGAUAAACUCUCUGGGCAUACUGCUCCCUCCUGGUUCAACCCACAAGGUUCCACCCAUGCAGUGGUUAUUCCUGUGCCUGUUUUCCAAAGCCCAGGCUCCAUGAAGGCAACAAUCAAGGGGGUCUCAAGUUUCAGCCCUGAGCAAGAAGCGCAGGCACUCAGGAAAGCCAUGAAGGGCUUUGGCACAGAUGAAGAUGCCAUCAUCGACGUUUUGACCAAACUAAACGUUUCCCAGCGUCAGCAAGUUCUGAUCACCUACAAGAGCACUAUUGGCAGGGAUUUGAUGGAUGACCUGAAGUCGGAGCUGAGUGGGAAUUUUGAGAGGGUGAUCAUUGGGAUGAUGACUCCCACCACCAUGUAUGACGUGCACGAACUAAGGAGGGCUGUGAAGGGAGCAGGAACAGAUGAAGGUUGCCUGAUUGAAAUUCUGGCUUCUCGCACCAACGAAGAGAUUCGUCGCAUUAAUGAGAACUACAAGCUUCAAUAUGGCUGCUCCCUUGAGGAUGACAUCGUAUCUGACACAUCUUCCAUGUUUCGAAGGGUCCUCGUGUCCCUCGCAACGGGAAACAGAGAUGAGGGAAUGUAUGUGGAUGAUGGCCUUGCUCAGCAAGAUGCUCAGUGCCUGUACGAAGCGGGGGAGAAGAAAUGGGGAACAGAUGAGGUGCAGUUUAUGUCCAUCCUCUGUACACGGAACAGGUAUCACCUGCUGAGAGUUUUUGAUGUGUACAGAGGCAUUGCUAACAAGGACAUAACAGACAGCAUUAAAUCUGAGAUGUCAGGAGACCUGGAAGAUGCUUUGCUGGCUGUGGUGAAGUGCGUGCGGAACAAGCCUGCGUACUUUGCUGAAAGGCUGUAUAAAUCCAUGAAGGGCCUGGGAACAGAUGACAGCACUCUGAUCAGAGUGAUGGUGUCCCGCUCUGAAAUUGAUAUGCUGGAUAUCAGAAGGGAAUUCCUGACCAUGUAUGGGAAGUCUCUCUACUCCUUCAUUAAGGGAGACUGCUCAGGAGACUACAGGAAAGUUCUGCUGAAGCUCUGUGGCGGCGAGGAUUGAGGGAUUCCUGGUGUAUGUCCUGUGCUAUGGGAAGGAGGGGAUCAUAAGGAUUUCUCUCAAUUUGUUUUGGUUUUUUUUCCCUCUCAUUAAUUGCUGAGUAGUGACUUUGAUUAAUUAAUGCUCUGGUUGGGUAAUGGCAGUUCCAUUUUACCCUUAACUUCUGCAUUUUUGCUUACAACACCCCUUUGUGUCUAAUUGAGCUAAACAGAAUGCUUUAACCAAAUCUAUGCAAGCUUUGUUAUUUCCUUGCAAGCUGUCCCUCUGCAUUUACCAGUAAAUCCUGUCAAAUGAAGCAAAUUGUAGGAAUUUGCAGAGGGAAGAAUUAACUUUGUCAUUAUAUGGAGAGAAUGCAGCCCGGCUUCAGCUUCUGGAAGAUAAUUAACCCCCUCCAAAAAAAAAAUCAUCUAAAAUACAAUCAAACUUGAUGCCAUAGUGGUCUUUUCCAACCUAAAUGAUUCUAGGGUCACCAAAUCCAACGCCCACCCAUUCCCACCAUGCCCACCGACCACGUCCAUCAGUGCCACACCUCCAUGGUUCUUGGAAAGCUCCAGCUUGUCAGCUUGCUGUGUGAGUGUGGGGCACAACCAGCCGUGCUGGGCUUGGUGUCCUUGCUGCCUGUGGCUCUGGAGGUGGGGAAGCUGCCCCUGGUGACUGCAGAGGAACUUCAGCUGCACUGUGCCUGGUUACAGGUCAGCCUCAGAGUCUUGGUCUGUCUGCCUCGACUGGUGGCAAUGUAAACCAUCAGGUUUGUGUGUCAAGCUUUUGCUCUCAAUUAAUUGCUGUCAUGGGAAGGGUAGCUGUGAAGGAAUGGCCUGUCCAUAACGCACAUCUCAGCAGCGCUGCCUGUUCUGGGGUCACGUACCAAACGUGCCAGCACUGCCUGCUGCGACUCCUGGAUAACACCGCUCUGCUUUUGGUGCCUUUGUGCCAUGUGAAAUUCCUUACCGACCUCUGAAAUAAAUGUUUCCCCUAAGCUUAGCUCCCGUCCGCUAAGCUGUGAACGCUA